Messenger RNA from Centruroides sculpturatus (bark scorpion), 582 nucleotides. RefSeq lists its product as uncharacterized. The record is from RefSeq and is a predicted model, not a curated record. The coding region runs from base 27 to 554 and encodes 175 amino acids. The transcript has a single exon. NCBI's taxonomy places the organism in Eukaryota, Metazoa, Arthropoda, Arachnida, Scorpiones, Buthidae.
GAAACGCUGGAAUAUCGUCAGAUCAAAUGAAAUUCAAUACUGUCGUCAGCUACAUUGAUGCGGAAAUCCUCACGCAAGUUUUGGACAUUUUACUCAGUCCGCCUGCGUCGGAGAGAUACAAACUCAUCAAAGAAUGGCUAAUCUCCGCUUUUGUGGACAGUGAGACCCAGCGCACCAAAAAAUUACUGACGGAAAUGGAACUCGGUGACUGCAAACCCUCACAACUACUCUGCAAAAUGCGUAAUCUGGCUGACGAAAAAAUCGGCGAGAAUUUUUUGAAGACUGUGGUCCAAUGCCUACCGAUCAACAUGCGAAGCAUCCUAUCGGUUAGUAGCAAUGAACUAUCAAAAUUAGCUGCCAUGGCCGACCAGAUUUGGGAACUCAGCCCUGGGCCAACGACAGCACAGCUUGUCCCCAUAGCAUCGGGAAGUGCACACUGUAGGGAACCGCUCCCUGCCUUGGACAUCCUGCAAAAGCAAAUAUCGGAAUUGUUACUGCAGGUAGCUACACUUAACGAAUGGAUAUACCCACAUGCGAGGCAAAGAAACACCUGACCCAGAUCAAGAGAGCGAUUACGCAGUC